AUGAUUUGGGAAGCAAUGAACAAGGACUAUGAUAAGAGGCUGAGUUCAAAAAUUAACUAUGAUGCUUCGGAUAAAUUAAAUGAAGAGCUUGGUUAUGCACCUGCAUUCGAAGAAGGCACAAAGUCUAAUUGUGGCAGUCAUGGUGAUAUGCAACUGUAA
Prunus armeniaca (apricot) is the source of this 159-nucleotide messenger RNA. Lineage: Eukaryota; Viridiplantae; Streptophyta; Magnoliopsida; Rosales; Rosaceae. The record is from the annotation of a GenBank genome assembly.